CAACAGUAAUUACUUCUUUCCGUAUAAUCACAAUGGUCUCCAGAUUCGCUCAAGCUGCCAAGGGCAUCCGCUUCGCCUCCUCGGCAUCUGCCAACGCUGCUAACCCCUGGUUGGCCGAGCGCGUCGCCAUCAAGGAACACGCUGGUCCCGCUGCUGAGACCUGGCGCAAGAUCUCUAUCUACGUCUGCAUCCCUGCCGUCAUCGCUGCCUCUGCUAACGCCUACAACCUCUGGGCAAAGCACCAGGCCCAUCUGGAGCACGAGCGCCACGAGGGCCAUGAGGCUGUCAAGUACCCCUACAUGCGUCUUCGUACCAAGGCCUUCCCCUGGGGUGAUGACUCUUUGUUCUUCAACCCUGAGGUUAACAUGUAAAGACCAGUCCUCGGAAGCAUCGACGCUCAACCCAUGAUCAAGAAAGUACGAGUGAAGGAAAGACGAGGCAGAGAAAUCAUAUAGAACGUCUUAUCACCCGACUCCGGCAAUGAAAUCGGAGGCAUAGAAUUGUGGAUUUUUUCAAAUGUAAACCAACAUUGUUCAAACAUC
Gamsiella multidivaricata is the source of this 542-nucleotide messenger RNA. RefSeq names its product cytochrome c oxidase, subunit VIa. The transcript has 3 exons. The coding region runs from base 33 to 371 and encodes 112 amino acids. Gene Ontology annotation, molecular function: enzyme regulator activity. Gene Ontology annotation, cellular component: mitochondrial inner membrane. The record is from RefSeq and is a predicted model, not a curated record. Gene Ontology annotation, biological process: mitochondrial electron transport, cytochrome c to oxygen. NCBI's taxonomy places the organism in Eukaryota, Fungi, Mortierellomycota, Mortierellomycetes, Mortierellales, Mortierellaceae.